Messenger RNA from Sycon ciliatum, 7702 nucleotides. RefSeq names its product protein split ends-like. Bases 384 to 6704 code for a protein of 2106 amino acids. The record is from RefSeq and is a predicted model, not a curated record. The transcript has 3 exons. Lineage: Eukaryota; Metazoa; Porifera; Calcarea; Leucosolenida; Sycettidae.
UCUAGCUCUAGAUCUGGGAUUUUGACCCGCGCACCGCUCGCUGUCGCGAUGUCGGCGACACAUCUCCGAGACGAUAUGUCGCCUCGCGGUAAAGUUCAGGUCAUCGGGUCAAAGUCUGCGAAGGUUGUACAGUAAAGCUGGGGAAUGUGCGUCGUUUUGAGCGAAGUUGAGGUCAUUGGUGCAUGUUGAGGUCAAAAUCAGAUAGGCGAAAUGCCCAGAAGAGCUCUAUUGCCUUCUGAGUUCUGUUGUUCCUCGGAUAAAGUAGCAUCAGUCGAAGCUAGCAUGAGACGCAAGGGACCCAUGUAAAAACGAAGUUGUGUUCAAGAAGGAAGGAGCGCGGACGGUUCUCCGCUUUGUCUCUAGUUCCUAACCACUGGGUGGCAAUGGAGGAGCAAAUAUCUUCGUUUAUAGCUGCUGAGUUGGAAGUCACCUCGAGUUGUUCGCCGAAGUCGAAGCGGAAAGGGAAGAGCGCCACCUCAACGAAAGCGUCCAAGCGCACGGCGAAUGUCAGAAAGAAGCCACCUGCAAUUCCGACCAUUCCCUCGUCACGAACCAGAGGGCCCUCGACUACGAAGGCCAAAAAGAAGAAAUCAGCAGGGAGAGGCGCUGGACAUGGUGUCAAGACGAAACAGUCGCAGCCUAAAGCGGCAGCGGCCAAGGCAAAGAAAACAGUUGCAAGCCAGAGCACCACGCAUGCAGCCGUCCAAAACGAGUCGGAGCACAGGGCGAGUGUGUCGUCCACGCCCAGCAACCAAGAGGACGAGAGACAAGGAAGUCUGAUGUGCCUGGCAGCAGCUGCUGAAGCUGUGCACGACAGCCCCGAGAUACUAGAGAAGCGGGCGAGGAAACACUCGGCAACUAGUUCUUCAAUGCCCGUGUCGCAAGGUGUUCAAGCUGGCAUGGAAGCACUGAACUCGCACCCGACUGCACUGCACAAAAGCAGCAUUCAGCAAUUGCCGACCGGCAUGCUGGGGCCGGCAACUCCCCCGAGCGGCAACACUGCAACGUUCACCGUGGCCCGACACCCGCACGCGAGCAGUGCUGCACACAGCUACGGCCACAGUGACUCUCCAACGCUGGCAUUGCUACCCGGGGGGAAUGAGCAAGGCCCGGCACAAGUGAUGACCUGGUCACGGCAGACCAUCGGGGGUAACACUGCUUACCUACCACAGUUCUCACAGCUAGUAACACAGCAGGCGGGUGUUCAGGGUGCGCUACCGCCGUUCUACCUGCCUCCGUUAGCCCACCAUUAUCAGCAGCAGAAUCAGCAUCAGCAACAACAGCAGCAGCAUCAGCCACCACCACCAGCGCCAGCUGUAGAGCAGCAGUACGCAGUGCCGGUGGCUGCGUCCGUGCGCCCCAGUCCCCCAGCGCCGCACAGUACCACUCUGGGCGACAACCGCAUACGUCCAGAUUCAAACGGGCCGCCGCUACCUCCGAGUCAUCCGUAUCAAUACUGUUCAGUGGAAAACCCAGUCUUACUCCAGACUAAGUCAACGGGAGAUGCCACAUCUAGUCCUGCAGCCAUGCGCAAGGCCCCACAGACGUACCGACAGGAGCCAAGGGAGGCUGAGCAAUUGCAGUGCGGCGAGAAAUUUCUGCAGCGGCAGCCGUCCAUAGCACCUCAACAGCCGGAUGCGUAUCCGGAGAUGCCCUCCAAUGUACCUGCUGUUGAUUCACACAGGGGAGAGCUCUACCGGUGGCACACCGCACGACAACAGCAAUACGCCAUGAUGCAAAGGGAACAUGCUGUGGAGGUUUGGCAACGGCAAAACCAGCAGAGAAUGUAUCAACAGCAGGCGCAGCGAAUAGCUCACCACCCACACCAGCAACAGCAGCAUCUUCAGCAACAAUGGCAGCAGCAACAACAGCAGCAAUGGCAGCAGCAACAACUGCAGCAGUGGCAGCAGCAUCAGCAGCAACAGCAACAGCAACAGCAGCAGCAGCAACAACAACAACAACAACAACAACAACAACAACAGCAGCAGCAGCAACAACAUGAACAACAACAGCAGCAGCAACAGCAGCAGGUGGCUAAUUCACGCCGUCCUCCCCCAACGAAACAACAGAAAAGCCGAGGGGGGCAGAGGAUGGCUCCCCAAAAAGGGCUCACUGGAAGUCAGCGACUUCAGCGAAUACAGAGGCAGCACGAGCAGAGAAAGUACUCCCCACUUCAGGCAUGCAGACAAUAUCAACAGCAACAUGUACAUAUACCUAGCCCCAUAGGCCAGGAACACCGUUACUCACAAACAGGCACUGAGCAGCAGCAGCAUCACCGUGACAUUGACACCCCGGGACAUGCAGGCAGCGUUGCGGUUGGGACAGCGCAGCCUCAAAGUGAUUCACUGGCGCCGUCCACGUUGCAGGGAGCCCAGACACUACUGCAGCGGAGCCUCCGUGCGGAUGUAUCUCAUGCUAGCCAAGAACAGUUCACAAGCCAGCCGGCGCACCUUCCCACCGCUGCAGCUCCGAGCGUGCCGGAGCAGCAACAGCCGACGGCGCAGGGCAAACUCCAUGUGGUCGUCGAUUCCUUCGGCCGGGCAGCCAUCCUGAAGGGCAACGAGAUCAUUAGUACGUGCCACGCCAGCACCAUCGGUGGCGCGAUUCUGCGCCAGCCAACCACACAGGAGUAUGCGCAGCGCUUCAACUUACUAAAACUGCAGACACAGCAGCAGCAACAGCAGCACCAGCAGCAACCCGUGCCUACUGCCAUGCCUUCUCAACAAGGUGCCCAGACCGGAGUCAGCGAGGUCAGACAGGCUGUUGCCGUGCCACCGCUGGCCAACCUGGCGAAAGAAAGUCGGACCAAAGCUCGCCAAGCCAAGAUCGGCAAAGCUACAAGGAAGGAGACACGUCGCCAGGCGCAUGGCCAAGACCAGGCUGGGAAGGCUACAGCCUCUCACAAACACCUGACCAGGUUGCAGUUGGAGAAGAACCAAGCCCGCAACUCCAAACAACAUACUAGUAGCUUCUACUACGAUGUGAAGACGGAUGCGGCGCGCAACCGCCUCGGCAUGUCAGGAGGCUUCCCGGCAAACUCCAACCUGCGGGCAAGGAAGCUGGCAGCUGAUGCAACAGAGAGUGAAGUGGUGCCGGUGCGAACACCUGAACAGCCCGACAUGGCCUUACCCAGCACGUUAGUGUCCACACAGUUGCAGCAGCAGCAACAGCAACCGCAUUGGCAGGAGCCAUUACAGGACCGGGGCCAGCCGUUGCAGACGCAACAAGAAGAGCAACAGCAGAUACAGCAGCGGUGGAUGCCACAGCAGCAGCACGCGCAACGCAAGCAGCAGAAGCCAAAAUCAUGCCAUCACCGAACACAACAGCAGGAUUUGGGACAAGAUGCAGAGUACGCGGCUGAACACGUUUUGUCUCCUCGGGAUGAUAAGCAAAUCGGAAGUGGCGAAAGCAGCACCCUGAAGAAGCUUCUUGUGUCACCAGUAGAUCCCACCACCCAGGCAGGAAGAAGACCGAACCAUAAGAACAUUGCAGCGGAUAGUCUGUAUAGCCAUCCCAUAUAUGGCUUGGCGAAAACUGACAGCGCUCCUGGGACCAGCUCAACUAGUGCUGUCAGUAGCACCGUCGGUGUAACUCAGGGAGAGGAUGACAACGCUUCGCAGGAAAUCGCUGGGCAUCUUCAAGCCAGCCCUGGUGGUACGUCACAGACACAGCAGAUCGAAGUUGAGUGUGCCGCCUACAUGUCGGCAUUUAACGGAGUACACCUGAGCUCCUAUUCCGCUGCCCGAAGAGCAGAUACGCCCACCACGAUGGGCUGUGUCGCACGCGAAAAUACGCCGAACUCCCCAGAGAAAGCCGAGACGCCAAGCCGCACGCCCAGUGGUCACGGUAAGGCAUCAACGAAGCACUCUGAGCUUGAUUGCAAAGCAGGCAAGCCCGGUGAGCCAAACGACGAAGCCAGCGACCAAACCGGAGCCCAUCCACUGCUCACCGGAGAAAGAACUGAUAACCCGCUGACAUCGCCGGAAACAACUCCUGUGUCGAGAUCACCAGCAAAGCAGCCAGAGUUUAGUGGUGCUGACACCAGCGAUGACGACGACUUGGUUAUCGAUGUGGAGGCGAUUUCCCCAACCGACACACUCCAGGUCGAUCUUGUCAAGAGCCUCUGGGUGAAGACCGAGUCAGAGGAGAUUGUUGAAUGUUCGCCACGAGCUGUUGUACCGGCUGCACCAGAGCAUGGUACUGAUUCAGAAAGUGAUCAUUCUGGACUGCAAGCAGCCGGCGGCGAUCAGCUUGCAGCGGGCGUCAGUGCCGGAAAGCCGCCAUCCACGCCCCGGCCUGCGGACACUGCACUCUGGCUUUGUCCCAAUCACCACUGCACUGCAGUGGCGAGCGGCCACACCAAUUUAACGGCAGCAGCAGCAGCAAUGGUGGCGGGGAGCAUGCCCGCUGGUGGUCAGCCUACAGCAAACGUCAUGACCCAGCCGCGUCCAAGCACAAGCCAACAAAGCAACACCAACUGUCAGGAGCAGCAGCAGCAGCAGCAAGUACAGGACACGCUCACGUCACCUCAGAGACGCGCGGUUGUUGGCCUGUCACCUACGAUGCCAGCGGGAUGGGACAGUCUCUCCCAGGCUAGCUCGGAGAGCAGCGAGCCAGCACACAGCAAGGAAGACGUGUCUCCGACUUCUGGCAUCAAGACGGACACUGACAGCGAUCACAACUACAUUUCGUUCAAGCUGGGCUCUAAUGGCAAAUCAUGUUUUCUACGUCGCCCAUUCACGAGACCCAGGGCUGAUCCGUUUCUGUCACCUCCAUCCACUGCGCAAAUAGUUCACAUUGUGACACAGAAGAGGAAAGCUGGGGCUGAGGCUGGCUCAGAAGUGCAAUCCGUUUCUGCCCCUGGUACGCGGUGCGGAGACGUUCCGGAACCGGGAGCUACUCCUGAGAGUCCUGAGCCAGCUAGUGCUGAGCAGUGUGACAUGGAGACGGCCGUAGACGCGGGUCGGCCCUCGCCAGAUGCAGCACCGCUUGAACUUGAAAGAACACCGGUAAGUGCUGCCUCGACCGAGGACAGUGUGAAGACGGAUGCUGCAGGCGGUCUGUCUAAUGCACAGACCGACUGUGGGAGUGCCAAGGACGUUCACGAGCCACCGCAACAACUUGCCGUAACUCCAGCCGCCCUUGAACGUGGUGGUCCCGACGGAGCCUCGCAGCCUUCACCGAUACCACCCGUUGCUGCUGACGGAAACGGCGCUUCUACAGAAGACCUUCCAGCUUCUCGUAGCCACCCCGUUGCAGGGGAUAGUCCAAAGAGUGAAGGGGAUAGUUGUGAACUAGAUGUAUCGUCCACGGUGUCACCAGCCCCUGCCUACUCGCCUGCCGAAGGAGGGUCUGAUCCUGCGGAGCUCGAUGGCCAAACUGUUGCAGUUGACAGUUUCUGUGAUGAAACGAGCAGUGAGCACUCGCCGCCAACACAGCCAGAGAUGGAACGAAUAGCUGAUAACAAAGACGCCUGCCCUUUGAGCAUUGCGCUGGGGGACACCAGUGUUCACAAUACGCCCCCAACUACUUUGGGAUCCCUCACUGCUUCUGCACAACAAUCCUUCACCGAAGAGCAGGAGGACGAUGAGGAACCCAAUGCGCGAGCUGAGCGCACACAGGAGAAUGCAUUAGCAGCUUCUAGCAGCAGAGGAACACCACACAGGCGCUCAGAAGAUUCCAAGACGACGUACAGUCCAGUUGACUAUCGAAGCACAGAUUCCUACCGAGUACAGCCAGGCUACGGAUCCGCUGCGGCUUGGCCACUUGGUGACGACAGCGGCUGCGUGCACGACAGCAGUGCAUUGUGUCAGCAGACUGAUCCAUGGCAAGGCGGAGUCGAGCAGCCCAUGCCGUCAGCACCUGCUUCCAGCAGCACCAGCAGCAGCAGGGUAGGGCAGUACAAUUGUUUAGCAUCACCAGUCCAGGCAGGCCCUGCACAACUACAGUGGCCGUCUGGAAACUAUACCCGAGUGUUUGGGCAGCCAGCCCCUGGCGGAGGGUUGCUUGCAUCUCCAACGUAUUCACCUACCACAGCCGGUAUGCCGUUGCCGCCGAUUUCAGCACUGCUCUAUCAUCGGUCCCCUCCACAACCAGCGCAUCAUCAACAGCCGCAGCAACCGCCGCCUUUCAGUCUCACCGAACCUGGCUUAGCGCAUGGUACUGGCGUGGAACGGCAGGUGUGUUUUCCGAAGAGCAGCAGCAAUGAUCCGCUUCACAUUGACACGGGGCCCGGUACUACAGCUGCCACUUCAGUCACUGCUGCCACUCCUGCUGCUGCUGCUGAGGAUGAUGGCAAUUCUAGUGAUGCUGACCAGCAUCCUGCCAAGAGAGUCAGGCACAACGACUCGAGCCAAAGUGUGAAUGCUGGCAACUUGACCCAGUGCCAAGGCGGUGCCCCAGCUGCUUACGGACGGCCGUUGGUUCGACGCCACUCCAUGAAUCCUCGCCUGCGACUGGUGAAGGCAAGCUUUGCACCGAGCAGUGCCAGCAUUAGCAGCUGUAGCUCCAACAACAGCAGCUGCUCAAGUAUCAACGCAACAACAGUAGCACGACUUAAAGCCGAGCCGAGGUGCUCAAACUCACCGACACCAGUCAAACAGAGGCAGCAGGAGCGGUCAUCGCCCUCCGACACGGUCACAGGCGAGAUGGUACAGCAAGAACGUACCAUGCCGACUUUACGUGCAUCUGCCGUCAACCAAUGAAACGUGAACCAAAAUGAUGGCAUCGUGACGAUUGCAGCUGGCUAUACAAUGACUGUAGGCUACCGACUAAUUUUGCAGAAGAACCGUCUACGCUGAAUGGGAUACUGUUUGGUGUAUACACUCAAAUUCAGUGGCCAAGACAGGAAUACGUUAGCGCAAGGUCUCUGCCAAGCUGUAAACAAGAAUGCGUUUUUUCUCUUCUGCAAUGUGUGUGUGCGUCUGUUUGUGUGUGUGUGUGUGUGUGUGUGUGUGUGUGUGUGUGUGUGUGUGUGUGUGUGUGUGUGCAUGUGUGUUUGCGCGCGUGCGCGUGUGUGCGUGCGCGUGUGGGUGUGCCAAGGCGAAUCAGUUCACCUUGUAUGUAGUGAACGAGAGUAAUUGUGGUCUUUUCCACCCCAGCUGUCAUGCCAAUGUAGGACUGACUUGAUUUUUCCUUGUGAUAUUCGCUGGCUGGCUUUGUCCUUGAGAAGCGAUUUCAUUUAAGUGUGCCUUGAUGUAUCCUUGACUUUUUGUUCUUGUUGAUAGGCAUUGCAGCUGCAUUCAGCUUCUGCGUGCGUGCGUGUGUGUGUGCGUGCACGCGUGUGUGUGUGUGUAUGUGUGUACGUGUGUGUGUGCGUGGCUCUGCUGUUUGUUUAAAUUCCACAUCCGCUUCCUUUCCGUUCUUUUUAGCUGACAUGUACCUACUAACCCUCACAUACUUCAAGUAACCAUGGAAACUGCAAUGCAUUAAAGUGACAUUCCGCAUGCCGUAAAUAAUUAGCUCUUUUUUUCUUUUCCUGUUAGGUAGGCCCAGGUUUCGCCCCUUUGGUGAUGCCGGUCCUUUUUUAAAACCCUUUCUGUAGCUCAUGCAACUCACAUUUUAACAUGCCAACUUUCAAGAAAAUAUUAUAGUGAUGCUGGUGAAGCAUAAUGUGUGUUGCAUAGGAAAGCCCAUCUCGUUUGCUGCAUGAUGAUUGAUGACCAAUUUGCAUCCCUGCUUUGAGUGGUUGACUUUCAGGGUG